This is a messenger RNA of Kickxella alabastrina, 207 nucleotides long. RefSeq lists its product as uncharacterized. The transcript is spliced from 2 exons. The record is from RefSeq and is a predicted model, not a curated record. The coding region runs from base 1 to 207 and encodes 68 amino acids. Lineage: Eukaryota; Fungi; Kickxellomycota; Kickxellomycetes; Kickxellales; Kickxellaceae.
AUGAGUAAGGCCAACGCUAGCCGUCUAACAGAUAUUAUAAUCCAGAGAAUAUCAGCUUACAUUGCUGAUUGCUUAUCGGACGUGCUAGACUGGAAGGACUAUCUGUCAAUUCUGCUGUUUGCCACAGAUGAUGAGAGGUCGGGCAACCAAAAGUCAGUGCAUUACCAGGACUUGGCUCAGAAAUAUUCGAUUGGCGUCAACGACUGA